GGCGGAGAGCGCCGCCGCGUUUGUGCAGAUCCGUGCGCACAGGAGCGUGGACGGCGUCGCGCCGCCCCCGCCGCCCGCGACGUUUGACGCCUACGCGAAGAAGGGUCAGGAGACCGGGGUCGUGGUGAGCAUGCUCGACAAGAUCAUCAACGAUAUCGACAUGACUACAACCGAGGCGGAGACCGAGGAGAAGGACGCCCAGGCGGACUACGAAGUCUUGAUGGCAGAUGCGGGCGCCAAGCGCGCGGCAGACUCCAAGGCGCUCACUGAGAAGACGAUGGCCAAGGCCCACGGCGAGGAGUCCCUGCAGAACGAGGAAGCGAACAAGAAGGACUUGUCCGUUCAGCUGAUGGAGACGACGCAGGUCAUCGGCAACCUGCACGCCGAGUGCGACUGGCUGAUCAAGUACUUCGACGUGCGCAAGGCGGCGCGAACCGAGGAGAUUGAGUCCCUGGACAAGGCGAAGGCCGUGCUGAGCGGUGCGGACUACUCCCUCCUCCAGACGAAGCGCGUGGCGCUCCGCGGCGCAUGAGCCACCCUGGCCGGCUGCGUCCUCUGGUCGCUCGCCAGGGCUUGGCCGCUGGCCUCGGGGAUGUCGCGGCACAGUUUGCGCGCGCGGGCCCUGCGCGGCACACGCCGGCCUCUCGCCGGUCUUGCCGCGGUCAAGCAGACGGCAGUGCAGUUCGCAGGAACACUGCCCCUUCUGUUGCUGCCGUCCUCUGUCUGCCUG
Messenger RNA from Prorocentrum cordatum, 730 nucleotides. NCBI's taxonomy places the organism in Eukaryota, Dinophyceae, Prorocentrales, Prorocentraceae. The record is from the annotation of a GenBank genome assembly.